Molecule: messenger RNA, 1047 nt
Organism: [Torrubiella] hemipterigena
Lineage: Eukaryota; Fungi; Ascomycota; Sordariomycetes; Hypocreales; Clavicipitaceae
Source: the annotation of a GenBank genome assembly
AUGAGGCCGUACCAUUCCUCUUCAAAACGAAAUAUUUAUCAUCAUCAACAAGUGACUCAUAGGUCUAUAACAGAAACACAGUCCCAUUCUAUAAAAACCCCAUUCUACUUUCCCAUACACGCCUUACAAACGAGCAACUCAACUGCCUCAUCACCCGCACUUACACGCUCAUCUUACAACCUUUUUUUCCCCUCACCUUUCACAAUGUCCUGCACUGAAUGCAUCAAGGGAUCUAUCCAUGCCGGCCUCCCCCAAGGCAAGGAAGAGAUUAUCCACGGCCUCAACACCUACGUCGUCGGCAACCGCGUCAACCCCAAGGCCAUUGUCGUCGUCUACUCCGACAUCUUCGGCCUCCCCCUACCCAACAAUAAGCUUCUUGCAGACGCCUACGCCCGCAGCGGCGAGUAUCUAGUUUACCUGCCCGAUUUCUUCGAGGGCGACCCUGUUGCUCUCAAGGUCGCCGAUACGCUCAUCCCCGUCGACGCCAGCAAGCAGAGUUCGCUCAGCAAGUACACGGGCAUGCUGGCCAUGGCACCCGCCUUCAUCAUGUGGAUGAGUCGCCACAAGGAGGCUCCCACAAACAAGACCUGCAUGGACUUUUUGGCAAAACUGCGCCGCGACACUCCCGCAGAGCGCAAGAUUGGCAUGGUCGGUUUCUGCUGGGGCGGCCGCUACGCCAUCCGCGCCGGCCAGGAAAGCAACAUGAUUGAGGUCAACGGCACCAAGAAGCCGCUUGUCGAUGUCGUUGUGGCCAUGCACCCUAGCAAUCUGGUCAUGCCGCAGGAUGUCGACGCACCCGUUGUGCCCAUGAGCAUCGGAUGGGGAUUCGAGGAUGUCGGUGUCAAGAUUGAGCUCAACGGCAAGAUGGAGGGUAUCCAUGCCCAGGCUAAGGCCGGCGGCAGACAGUUACCCGAGAUUGAGCAUGUCGUGUACAAGCCUGGUCGUCAUGGAUUCGCGGUCCGUGGAAACCCGGACGACCCUGCCGAGAGGAAGAUUUUGGAGGACUCUGAGAAGCAGAUUAUUGCCUUUUUGGCCAAGCAUCUGUAG